AUGGAUCGGCAAAUAAAAGAGGAGGACCCGCGCGAGUCGCCGCCGCUGACGCUUCUCGAUCCGUCGCGGAUUCAGAAUCCGCUCGGCGACGUGCCGCACCUCCAGACCCCUCCGGCCAGCCAGCAGACGGCCUUUGUGAUGCCCGAACAGCCCAGAAUGCCGGUAAAUUUGGACUUUUUGUGAAUUAGACCUACAAUUUGGAAAACGUGAUUUUUUUGGCGCCAAAAAUUUGAACAAUAAUCGAAUCUUAAGCAAAUGCCAAUUUUGCCCCAAGUUUUCAGCCUCAACCACCUGCGAUGUGGCAAAGAACGCCGACGAUGAGUCCGGCGAACGUUUUUCCGGCAGGUAAAUCUUUUUUCACGAUUUGUCAGCGACUUUUGGGCUCUUUUUAUGGCUGGGCAAACGGCCGGCCCGGGGGCUUUUUGCAGGCCUGCCGUGGACUUUUGACCCACUUGUAAGGAUCCGAUGGGGCCUAAGCUUUCUAGAGUUCUGGGGCUUGAAUUGAAGUAACUUGGGUCCAAGUUUCAGACCGAUCCGAUUAUCCGGUUCCGAGAUAUGUGGAUCAGAAGCCGAACAAGCUUGGCGUUUACGAAAAUUGCAGAUUUUCCGGCCUCUAAUCCACAUAACUCGGGAUCAGAUGAUCCGAUCAGUCUGAAACUUGGUCCCAAUAUACUUCAAUCCAAAUUCAAAAAGCCUGCAAAGUUUUGAUCCGAUCGGAUCAUUGCAAGUGGGUCAAAAGUCUAGGCCUCAAAAAGCCUGGGCCACAAUGCGCCCAACCCUUGUAUUUUUUCAAAAUCUCGGGUCAUUUGAGGCUCUAAAAAUUGCGAAAAAACCUAAAAGUUUAUUAAAAUUCACCGCCCAAUAGAUUCAGGAUCUGGAACACCGGGAAGUCAGCGGAGCUCCACCGGAACGCCGAAUCAGCAGAUGGGCGGUCCGCAGCAACAGCAGCAACAACCCUUUUUUCAUGGUAAACACUGGAAUUUCAGUGAAACUUUUACUAUGUCUUCUUACAUCGCGGAACAAAGAGAACACCCUGAAGAAGACCGUAAUCAAAAUGUUUCGCUUCCAGAAAGCCCGGCGCACUCGCAAAGCACUCCGCGAACGCCUCAAAGCGCCGGCGGACUGCCCGGAUCGGCGCAAGGGACUCCGCAAAGCGGCGGAAGUCAGGCUCCGCCGCCUUCCGGACAACUACAGUACGAUUAUCAGGCGGUGCAAAUGCAACAACAGCAGCAGGCGCAGGCGAUGGCACAGGCGCAGCAGUUCGCAGCGGGCACACAGCAAAUGCACGAAAUUAGGUGAGCGAAUGGGAAAAACUAUUUUAAAAAAUCUAUUGGCCUAAAAAAGCUGGAAUUCAUAAGUGUGAGCUUUUCUUUUCGGCAACAUAGAAUGUGCGAACAAUUUUUAACUUGAUUUUGUUGCAGAGACUCUCCGUACCGCGGUCACCCGCAAAUGAUGGGCAUGCACCCGCCGCCGCCGCAACAACAUAUCCAUCCAGGACCGCCCGUCUAUCCGCCCGGAUACCCGCCCGCGCAGUGGCAAAUUUACGCCCGCCAGCAGCAGGCACAGCACCAGCAGAGGGUCGUGCAGAGAGUUCCGGUCCCGUAUCCGCAAGGAGGUACCUUUCUGAAAUUUCAAAAAAAAAAAAAUCCGAUCAACUCAAACUCGACGCCAUUCGAUUCCUCGCAUCUUUUUGAGCAUUUUUCAUGUUGACAUCAAAAUUCUAGCUCCCCUCCUUCAUGCAGAAAAAUGCUCUCACUGUGCCCAAUAUCAAUCAAAUCGGAGCACAAGUUUUUCAGCGAAAAAGUGUUUUUGUUUCUGUUUCACAGGAAACAUGUAAAAAAAAAAAUUGUCCGAGUAUCGAUAGAGGCACACAAGAAUUUCAGAACCUUGAUUCGCAUAACCGUUAGAGAGAUAAACGGAGGGAUAUUUCCAGAAAAGCUCACUUUUUGCAGCGUACCCGGCAGGGAUGGCCCCCGGCCCGAUGACGCCCGUCUACCCGCCGCAGCCGUCGCCGGCCACUCGGACCACUCCAGGAUCCGGUGGUCCGCCGACUGGACCGCCUGGAACUCCGCAACGGCCCCAGUACCCGCCGGGCGCCAAUCCGCAGGCGCAGUUUGCCUAUCCGCCGCCGCAACAGAUCACUCCGACCGCGGGCGCCCCGGUCCCCGGAUUCCCCGGCACGCCAGCCUUCAACUCGCCGGCGCCACAUCAGAUUUAUCGGCCCGGACCGCCCACGGUGAGCAUUUUCUUGAAAAUGUAGUAUUACGGUAAUUGAGUGGAUGUAUAUGAAGGGUCUUAGAGGAACUGUGCCUACAGUAACUUUAAAUUAUCGCAUAAACCCUAAUACAACACGAAACAUGAAUUUUUCAGGGACCGCCCGGAAUGCGCCCACAAUACAUUUCGCCGCAACAGCAACCGACGCCCGGAACACCUCGUUCGUCAUUUUAUUUAAAACAAUUUAUAAAAUCACGCAUUUUCCACGAAAUGUUCGGAAAAAAACCUGAAUCAAUUAUUCGCGGUUUCAAGAAAAUUAUGCAAAUUCGAUGAUGUUCAUCAGAAAUAGUCUAUCAAUCAACAACCCAAAAAACGAUUCCAGACCGAUUCGCGCCUCAAACGCCGUCCGCAGCCACCGCCUCUCCGCACUUUGCGCCGGCGCCCGGACAACUGGGACCGGAUCUCCGCUCGCCGACUCUAAUGUCUCCGACGCAGCAGCAAGUGAUGCAGCAGGCGCAAGCAGUCUCCCAACAACACACUCCCGUACUCCCCAGAGUUCUCCACAGUACGCUUCGGCUUGCUAUCCUUUGAACUUUGCAAUUUUGUUUAAUUUGCAGACGAAAUGGGUGUGGCGCCACACGGAAUGCGUCCGCUCACGCUUCCGCCGCCGCAACAACCGUCAACGCAGCCGCCGCAAGGCACUCCGCAACCGCCGCUCUCCGCCGGUGGACCACAGUUCUUCCCGCGGCCCGGUAAUUUUUUGUUGCACACAUUUUUCUGAAGCUACUAAGAAUUUUAUUAAAAAAAAGGGUGUAUUGAUUGAAGUAAUCAUGCAAGUUCGAAACAUUAAACAAUUUUGAAACGGUACAUUUUUUUUGAAUUUUUGCGAAAAUCCGCUCUCACGUUUUGCAACCGAACGAUUCGCAACUCUGAAAUGCUCACGCGUCUAUUACACUAUUGCCUGUGAAGAUUUUGGUUCAUUUUGAAAAGCGGUUGCGAACUGUACGAGUUGCGAAAAUGGUGAGAGCCAGAAGACCAAUUACUAAACGUUGCGAAGCAUUUCUAGGACCGCCUCCACAAAUGCACCACGACCCGAACACGUUCCCGAUGCCGGCCAUGAACCCGGAUCCCGAACUCUUUCUCGCCGGAUUCCACAUUCAGGUGUUCGACGUCGAAAAACUGAUCGACGAUCGGUUGGAUAAGGACAAUUUGGAGUUUAUGGUCAAGGUUGGUUAGCGCGAGUUGUGCCAUGUCCGGAACAUUUUUUGUUUUGUCGGAAAAGAUCACUUUAGUGAGUGAGAAAGUAGGCAUUGAGUAUGCGCGACCGUUUUGUUUCGCAACCGGUACGUUUCGCCACUAAAACAAAUUCGGCAACUCACGUUUUAGCACCAUGACAAAUGUCAACCACGUGUUUCGCAACCAGUACAGUUCGCAACUUGUGCAUUUUUCUAGGCUUUCCAACGCCGCAUCUUCACGAAGCCGGGUUCCAAAGAUCGCCGUUUUUGCAAUUGGCUGCGUAGCGACUCGGUAAAUUAAAAUUGAGGAGCACCCCAGUAACACUUUGAAAUCGGCCUAGUUGCGAAACGCGUGGUUGUAAAACGGGAGAGUUGUUGAACAUCACGUGGCGAACCGAAGAGAUCUCGAGUAUGCGCCUGUAUUAAAAAGAUCUAAUCUCCAUUUGCCAUCCAAAAAAAUCGCAAAUUUUUGUGCAGUACCACGGCGGCGAGAUCGAGUUCGACAUGAACAAGUACACGGCGGCGAACGCGGCACAAACGACUCACGUGCUCGUCGAUUCGUACCGCAAUCCGAACGCCCGAAACGCGCAUCAAAUGGCAAAACGCUUCAUUUCUAUGCAUUGGCUGACCGACGUGCUCGAACGGCAAAAAGUGGAUUUGCCGUGGAAAUUGGCCCAUUUACCCGGUCCUUUCGACGGAUUUCGACCGUACAUGUGCAAGGUUUGUUUGGGCUAGUUCAACAUUUGAAAUGAAUAUUUCAGCUCUUUUCGCUGUCCGGAUUCGACGAAUCGGAACGCCAAACAAUCGGAUUCAUGGCCGACGCGAUGGGAGCGAAAAUAUCGCCGUUCCUGUCGAAAAUGAGCGAUUUAUUGAUUGCCAAAUGGUUGGUUUUGAGGAAAAUUUAUAACAUUUGCGAAUUUCUGUUAAAACUGCACAAAAAACAACGUUGAAACAGCGAAAUUUUACACCGAAAAACCAGGAAAAACCCGCGAUGUUUUCGGUAAAACUUGGGCACGGGGUCGUCGUGGGUACAUCGAAAACUAAAAUUUGAACUUCCGCCGACGGUCGAUUGCGUAGCGCCCCUAUAUUAAAGCAUUAGGCCAAAGAAAAAUUUUUGAAAAUUUCAGUAGAGCGCACUUGCGCCAGUGUACCCCGCGACGACUCUGUGAUUGGAAAAACCAUGUUAUCUUUGCAGUGACUCGGAAAAGGUGCAAAAAGCGCGUGAGUGGCGCGUUCCGGUCGUCAACUAUCAAUGGAUGGCCGACACGUACGUGUGUCCGACGCCGCACGCGCAGGAACGGCCGAACGUCGAGAAUCCGAGGUAUCAGCUGGGACAGCCGUGCUCCGAAGUCAACACGAACCCGGCGAUCAUCGAGAUGGCCGGCGGAGACUUUGCCAACAUGAUGCGUACGUUCUAAACAUUUGCUUUUUUUAAAAAGAGAUUUUAUUCAAUUUUGCUUGCUUCAAAAAUGAGAACGCCCAACAGUAAACUCUUCGUGUUUCUACGAAAAAUUUAGCAGUUUCAAAAGUUAUUCAACAAAAAGAAGCAAAACUUGUAAACAACUUUAGUCAAUGGACUGAAAUGUUCAGGCUGCUGGAAACAAGCGAUGAUCAUCAGCGAGCAAAUGUACGAAAAAGCGCGUCAGACACGCGAAUCAGUGCUCCAGGACAAGUAUCACUAUCCGGCGAAACGGCUCGUUUUACUCGACGAGAAUGGGUACGCUACAUUUUUCAAUUGAUUUUCUUCGUAAAAUAGUCGAAAAUUCUUGCGAAAUUUCUUAUUAAAAAAAAGGUAUCAAUCAAAAGAGUUUCGGUUUUUAUGAAACCGACAAAAAACAAAAGUUGUCUGUUGGGCGGUCCAACAUAAUAGAACUGCGCAGAAUAGAACUGUUUUUGUGUAUUUAUAUGAGCAUUUUGUCCGUUCCUUUCAGUUAACUUUCGCAAAAUUUUGUCGUCUCUCGAACAAUUAUUAUAGGGGCACCGAACAGAAAUGGCGCUCUGUUGAGAAACUCUUUUUGCAGUGCAAAUUGAGCCACCUCGGGGCCGAGUUUGAAAAGUUAGGCCACGUUUUCAGUGGAAAAUUACUUCGCGGCCUAGAAAUUCGGCCAGAUUGCGAACAGCGCACCCUUUCUGUCCGGUGCCCCUAUAAUAAGCAGAAGACCACAGUUUAAGCCUAGAAAAUUGGUUUCCUUUCGUUUUUGAUAAAAUUAUUUUUUGUGGGUUUUCGUUACCGUAGAGAAGAGGGAUCACGACGGAAGUGAAAUUAAUGAAUGCAAUAAAUCGAUCACGAGAUUCAAAAAUUAUCUUUUUCCACGAAACAAUCAUUCUCCAAACAGUUAUAUUGUGGCCGGUUCUAUUGUGUCGCGGUUCUAUUGUGUCGCAGUUCUAUUCUGCGCAGUUCUAUUAUGUUGGACCGCCGUCUAUUGUUUAUCGAUUGAAUUCUGGAAGAAUGUCCUCUGUUUUCUAACUGGCGAAACACGAAAAAUGUUUGCAGAGCGCCAGUCUGCGAAGACUUUCCGCCGACGGACGAUCAAAUCGAAGCGAACCGCAUCGCGAUGAUCGAGCACGAGAUCGCUUACGCGAAAGAGAAGGCGGAGAAUGAGGAGAAGGCGAAGGUGAUCGUUCCGCGCGAAUUGACGGGUUGCGGAAUGACGAAGCAGGCGAACGAUCCGGAGAAGCACGGACUCGCGAGGCCGCAGGAGAAGGUGUUCGGCUGGUUCGGCGACGGAUUCGACGAGCCGACGCUCGAGGGCCUCCGCAGGAAGAUGGUCUUUUUGGGCGGCGUCGUCGUCGAUUCCAUCCAGAAGGCCACCCACGUCAUUCUGAGUUCCGGCCGCCGCAGCACAGUGCUUUUGGAGUGCAUCAUACGGGGAAAGAACAUUGUGCAGCCCGAAUGGAUUUUGUACAGUUAUCGGUACAAACGCUGGCUGGGUUCGUUUUUUUUUCGAUUGUCUCGUCAACUUGUGUAACCUUUUUGCAUAACUUUUCAUCACGGAGUCGUGGCGGGGUACACUGGCGCAACUGCGCUCUAAUGAAAUUUUCAAACAUUUUGCUGUGGCCUACUGCUUUAAGAUGGGGGCGCUACGCAAUCGACCGUCGGCGGAAGUUCAAAUUUUAGUUUUCGAUGUACCCGUCACGACCCAGUGUUCAGAAAGAAAGUGUCGAAUAAAACCGCCAUUUUCAGACACGCUCCAACAUUUUCUGAACGACGAAAAAUUGGAGGCUGAGCUCAGCUACAGUUGCCGUCGAAGUGUGCUGCGCGCCCGGCACAGACGCGUUUUUGAGGUACUUUUUCUGGCAUAAAAAAUGCGAUUUUUUGAAACAUUUCCAUUCUCCAGGACAUUGAAUUCUACGUGACUCGAUUUGUGGAGCCGAGCCAACAGGAAAUUGUGCGGCUCAUCGAACUCGCCGGCGGAAUUGUGCAUCAGGAGAAGCCGGAGCCCAGUUAUUUGGGUACGGACUGGAAAACAAAAAGAGAAGUUGAGUUGUAAAUUUGAGCGUUUUUCAGCCAAAUGCAUCGAAUCCGAGCAGCCGUUCAUCAUUGUCUCGUGCGAAGUCGACGCCCGAUUCCUCAGUUAUUUGGCCGAAUCGAGACUUCGUGAGUUAUCGAUUUUUUUUUCCUAAAGGAGUAGUGCACGAUAACUGUGGGGGAUGUGUAAUGCGAAAGUGAAAUCAUUCAAAAAAAAUCCCACGAUUUUAAAGUUUUUUCAAGGCCGGGCAAAUUUCGGCCCCGACUUUUCGAGGCCUGGACUUUUGAUUCACUUGCAAUGAUCCGAUCGGACCCAAACUUUGCAGACUUCUAAGACUUGGAUUGAAGUAUGCUGGGACCACGUUUCAGACCGAUUCGAUAAUCUGGUCCCGAGAUGUGUAGACCAGAGGGCGAAGAGACCGAGUUGUUAUGAACAUUGCGGCUUUCUCAGUCUCUCGGGACUGGAUGACCGGAUCGGUCUGAAACUUGGACCCAACAGACUUCAAUCCAAGUCCAAGAAGCCUGCAAAGUUUGGUGCCGAUCGGAUCAUUGCAAGUGGGCCGCAAGUGCAGGCCUCAAAAAGCCUGAGCAGAAAUUUGCCACCAUUAGUGUCAUUGUGAAAAUAUGUUUUUUUCAAAGUGCGCCACUUCCCUUUAAUUUGAAAAAAAAAGUGAAUAACUGAUUGUCUUUGCAGCCAUCUACAACGUGGACCUGGUCCUGUUCGCCCUGCUCCGUCAGCACAUUGAGCCCCUUCCGCAGUACCGUAUUCCGAUGCCGAUCAUAAUGAAAACGCCCGUCUUUCGGCAGCCGCCACCGUACCAACAAUGCUAA
Messenger RNA from Caenorhabditis sp. 36 PRJEB53466, 7749 nucleotides. The record is from the annotation of a GenBank genome assembly. Lineage: Eukaryota; Metazoa; Nematoda; Chromadorea; Rhabditida; Rhabditidae.